UCCCACGCUCACCUGCCAUUCCUUCUGAUCACCAUUAAUGCUCUCUACCCCAACCUCAACACCAAACACGCCUUUAAACAUCCUCGUAGACCAUUCCAACGGAAUUCUCCAUUGUUUCCGAUGACCAAGAAAAUGAAGCUCCCUUCCAUUUUCAAGACCAAAGCAGAUCAGAUGAAUGCUUGGCAAUGGCCUUCUUGCGCCCACGCCAAGACUCUGUCUUUCCGGGCGGACGCCGGAAUCUUCAAGACCGUCAACUCCGUCUACCUCGACCCCGCCGCCGUGGACGACGGCGUCGACACCCCGGAGUCCUGCUUCACCAACACCUCCGAAUCCGCCAGCUUCUCCACGGGGGAAUCCGACGACGAGCGGAUCAUCGUGACCGGGGUCAGGUCCGACCGCCUCUUCUUCGACCGCGCCGACACCAGCUCCUCCAUCGCCGCCGCCGCCGCCGCGGCAACCCCGCCGGAAAAUCAAGAAAAUCACGAGGAGGAAGAAGAGGCGCCGUUCGCGGCGAGCGUGGUGAUGGCGAUGGAUUCCGACGACCCGUACGCGGAUUUCAAGAAAUCGAUGGAGGAAAUGGUGGAGAGCCAGGGGAUGAGAGAUUGGGAAUCGUUGCAGGAGCUUAUGGGCUGGUAUUUGAAGAUGAACGGAAAGGUUAACCAUGGCUUCAUUGUUGGGGCUUUUGUGGAUUUGCUUAUUCAACUAACCUCAUCUUCUUCUUCAUCUUCUUCUUCUUCCCCCAAAACCUUCCAUGAUUUUCCAUCCAACGUCGUCUCCACUUCAUAUUCAUCUGCACUCUCUACUCUCUCAUCUCCACCCACUUCUCCACUCUCAUCCUUAGAUCUCAAGGAGAUUCAUGAACAAGGAUAGGAAUCACAGGAUCAAUAAUGUAUUCUAGUCUUUUUGUAUAUUCCUCUUAGGUACUAUUACUAAGGUGAAUGAGGAGGACAAAGGUCUCAUUCUUUUUUUCUUUUUUUUUGGUGACAAGGAAAUCAUAGUCCGGAGGGUGGGCAAUGGUCGAAUCUUCUUCUUAUUCUAGUCGAUAAAGAAUUACUCUGAAGUAAAUCAAAUCAGUCUAGGUUACCUAUAGUUAACUUUGAAGGUGUGCAAUGGUCGAAUCUUGUCUUGUAAUUCUGGUGGAUAAAUGAUUAUGAUGAAGUAAAUCAGCCUAGAUUACUUAUAGUUGAUCAGCUCAAACUAAGAAAAUUGGAAUUAGAAUUUGAAUUCGUGACU
Molecule: messenger RNA, 1233 nt
Organism: Ipomoea triloba (trilobed morning glory)
Lineage: Eukaryota; Viridiplantae; Streptophyta; Magnoliopsida; Solanales; Convolvulaceae
Product: transcription repressor OFP13-like
Exons: 1
Coding region: 121-870 (249 amino acids)
Biological process (GO): negative regulation of DNA-templated transcription
Source: RefSeq, a predicted model, not a curated record